Salvelinus namaycush (lake trout) is the source of this 821-nucleotide messenger RNA. Its product is annotated as runt-related transcription factor 2-like. The transcript has 3 exons. Gene Ontology annotation, molecular function: DNA-binding transcription factor activity, RNA polymerase II-specific; RNA polymerase II cis-regulatory region sequence-specific DNA binding; ATP binding. Gene Ontology annotation, cellular component: nucleus. Gene Ontology annotation, biological process: regulation of transcription by RNA polymerase II; regulation of cell differentiation; hemopoiesis. The record is from RefSeq and is a predicted model, not a curated record. NCBI's taxonomy places the organism in Eukaryota, Metazoa, Chordata, Actinopteri, Salmoniformes, Salmonidae. The annotation marks the transcript as partial.
GACAUCGUCAGAAGCUAGAGGAGUCUCCUAAAACAGUGCUGUUCUCAGACCGUCUCAGUGAGCUGGAGAGGAUCAGACAGACAACCAUGAGGGUUGCCAUGCCGACACAGUCCCAGCGACAGCCACUCAACGCCGGACCCAACUCCUUCAACCACCAGGGACAGACACAGAUACCAGAUCCUCGCCAGUCUCAGUCAUCUCCUUCCUGGUCGUAUGAGCAGCCCUACCCGUCCUACCUGAGUCCUAUGACCUCCCCGUCUGUCCACUCCACCACGCCCCUCUCCUCCAGCCGAGCCACCGGCCUGCCCAACAUCACUGACCCGCCCCGCCGCAUGCCAGGCUCGUCAGAUCUCAGUCCGUUCCCAGGUCAGUUUGAGCGUCAGUUCCCGGGUCUCUCCUCUCUGACGGAGUCCGGUUUCUCCAGUCCCAGAAUGCACUACCCCACCACCUUUACCUACAACCCUCCCGUCACCUCCGCCAUGUCGCUAGGCUCCGCCCACUACCACACCUACCUGCCCCCUCCCUACCCCGGUUCCACCCAGAGUCAGAGUGGACCGUUCCCGACCAGCAGCGCUCCCUAUCUCUACUAUGGAGCAUCCUCUGGGUCGUACCAGUUCUCCAUGGUUCCCGGGGGGGACCGCUCCCCCUCCAGAAUGGGUCCUCCCUGCACCAGCGCCUCCACCGGUAGCUCCCUGGUUAACCCUAACCUGCCCAGCCAGGCAGAUGGGGGGGUGGAGGGGGACGGGAGUCACAGCAACUCUCCUACCGUACUCAACUCUGCUGGGGGACGCGUGGAUGAAGCUGUCUGGAGACCUUACUGA